AUAUUAUUCCAGUUCAGUUCCCCAUCAACCCUUCGCAUCCCAACCCACUCUUGACUUCUUCCAGACUUUCGCAAGAAGACCAUCACAAGAAAGAUACAGAAGAAGAAGAAGAAGAAGCUUGUACAUACAUAAUACUUACAACAUAUUCUAAGCAGGAAUCUUCAGAGCACAGAUGACUCGCCCCUCAGCAGCCUGCUUGGAUCGGCUGGAGAACCAAGCCGACAUGGAACGAGUGAAACGACUGUCCAGCCAAUUCGACCAGUUCUUCAUCCAAGCCUCAAAACAUGCCAUCGAACUAAAAGCAUACCAGAAACUCAUCGCCGAGUCUGAGAAACACGCCCGUUCGGACCCAAACAGUCAACACUGGCUGAACCAGAUCGAGGAGAAAUCUGCAAGACAGAGCCAGGUCCAGCAUGCUAUCAACCAACUCGUCACCCAGGCUGUCCAGCAGAUCGACCAACACAUCCGAACCGAAGCCAUCUCAAUCAUCAGGGCACUCCAUUCCGACGGAUUCUUCGAUAAACCCGGCAAGAACUCAAACCUAAACUCAAACCUCAGCCCAACCGCCCUCAAAACCAUCGAAAAGAGCAUCGAUAACGAACGAAAGGAACGAGAGGAUUCACUAGCCACUUUCAAGAAGGAGUUCGAAGACUACCGGACCUUCAAUAACACCCGUUUUGAAGAGCUACAGGCCAGCUUUCAGGAAUUCAAAGAAUCUAAUCAGACUCGUUUCAAAAACCUAGAGGAUACACAUCGCCAACAGAUGUGCUCGCUCAGAGCCAGUCUAAAGCUUACCAAUCAGCAGCAAACCUCGUCCUCUCCGCAACCUCCAGUCGAACAAGCCGAGCCACAACAACUGAAACAAUUGAUUCAAGAACAAGUUCAAGAGCAUCUUCAUACCAAACACAUCCCACCAACCGAUCUCAUCAGCAAACAAUCCCUCCAAACUGCCAUCAAACUGAUCAAAGAACAACUCGAUAACCUAGGCCUUCAGAUUACCGAGACACUCAAAGAGUUCGAACCACAGAUCAAACAAAUCACACAGGCGAUCCAGCUCCAGGUGAUCAAAUCCACAAAGACCGUCAUCUCAGAUGGCCAUAAAGAUAUCGCCACCCUCAUCAACGGCUCCAUCGUCAAACUACAGGAUCAGGUCGAUAAACUUGAACCACUCAUCAAUAGCUCAUCCGAGAGGAUCGACCGCAUCGAAGCAGACCACUUGAACCUAGACUCCCAGAUCAAUGAGAAAGUCCACUCGAAGCUGGAGUCACAACUUAAUGAGAAGGUCCACCCGCAGAUUGAGUCUCAAAUCAACCAAAACCUCCAAUCGAACUUGGAGGAUCAAAUCAACAAGAAACUCGACCCCAAACUCGCGCCGCUCAAAAAACAGCUCGCAGAUCUCACUCAAAAACAGCACGAACACGACAAGAAGCUGAACUACCCCAAAGCAUUGCAAUCUGGAAUGUCCAAACUAGAGACACGUCAGACCAACUCAUAUGAAAAGAUUGGCAAGCUCGAAAAGACAAUCACCGAUGUCCAAUCUCAGUUCAAAGACUUUGAGCUUCGAAUCAAACCAUUACAAGACAGGAUUGAAGGGGUUGAGACCACCGUCCAGAACAGCAACCAUGAUCAUCACAACCCAUCCCGGCGACCAUCAACCCCCGCCUACCAAGCCAAUCAGCCCUCUCAUUCUCAUCGCCGAACCAGCCAAACACCACCCUCGCCCCACUCGCACAGCAGCAGCAGCAACGUCAAUGGCAGAUUCCCCCCAUCAGAAAUCUACAAUCCAACCCCAACACAGUCUCGUCGUCAGUCGUACCAGGCCAACCGAGCGUCAACCACUUCAUCUUCUGCCCUCGCCGCCCAGUCCCAAAACAUCUCGAUUGCUUCUCGGCUGACCAAUGGACCCGCCCAGGGCGGCCCGGUCGCCUCGAGCCAGACCAAUGGGGAAACGACCUACUACCGCAAACGGACGCUUUCCCGCGAGUCGAGUAUUUCCCGGCCGUCCCAAUCCAACGUGGCUGGCUCGUCACACUGGCCCGCGUCUACGACGAAUGUCGGGUCCGGACAGAGCCAUAACUACGCCACUCAGCCUCCGUCCUACGAGCCUCAGUCGGAUCAGUCAUACUCUCAGUUUGCUCACCAACAAUCUCAACAACCUGUGUCGUCGAUCCCUCUCGCCAAACGGCUCAAAAAUGACUACAGUCUCGUCAACUCUUCUGCCAACCAUUCGUCCUAUCAUAAUAACCAUGACCAUCAAUCCGAGUAUCAUCAGUUUCAUACUCAUAGUUAUCAGCAGCAGCAGCCCUACCAUCAUCAUCAUCCGACCCCUAAUCCGUACAAGAAAAACUUCACUUAUACUAAGCGUAGUUAGUCUUCACCCCCCCCCCCCUCAAUCUACCCUUCUUUUCUGUUCUCGCUCGCCCUAAUACUUUGCAUGUUUAGAUCAUUAUUGUCUUUUUUUUUGUCGUUUUAAUGCUGUAUGUUAUUUUCUUUUUUUGCAUUUUAUAUUUAUUCAUAUUUAUAUUUAUAUUUGCCUGUCCUAUAUAUACUUAGCAAGUUUUAAUCGCCACUACAAGUAUUGUAUGUAAGACAGAGAUCAUGGGUGUUUGGACGCAUGUCGAUCCAUGCACCAGAGAGUGAGAUGCAAAAGCACACGCGACAAUGGCCAAGGGCACUUGACUCGAGGCUCUCACGUGCCCAACUUGGC
Molecule: messenger RNA, 2707 nt
Organism: Puccinia graminis f. sp. tritici CRL 75-36-700-3
Lineage: Eukaryota; Fungi; Basidiomycota; Pucciniomycetes; Pucciniales; Pucciniaceae
Exons: 2
Coding region: 173-2371 (732 amino acids)
Source: RefSeq, a predicted model, not a curated record